AUGAAAUUCAACCUUUUUUUGCUCCUUAUAGCCACCCUUCUCGUUGUCGGGUCGUCUCAGCAGAAUGUUUAUAAUAUUCAAGACUUUACCACCAAAAAAUAUUGGGCAAUAAAUAAAACUUCUAAAACUCCUCAAGUUGGUCUAGUAACAAACAAAGGUCAAGCUGAAACGUGGAAAAUAACUACUGCUGCAGAUGGCAAAUCUUACAUUAGUCCCAAUAGCGAUAUUAAGUUAUUAGUCACAUACAAGAAGGACGGAGAACCUCUUGCUCUUGAAAGUACUACAGGUAAAGCAUCGGAAUGGAAACUUGUAAAUACACAUACUUCCGAUUUGGUAGCCAUUCAAUCUUUUGCAAAUCCAAAUGAUUAUGCAAAUGUCGGAGGAUUUUUUGGUAAUUCGGUUGUUUCUAGUGCUAAUAAUCAAGACACGCAUUGGAAAUUAGAACAAAUUCACUUAAAACGUGUAACUAAAUAA
This is a messenger RNA of Rhizophagus irregularis DAOM 181602=DAOM 197198, 474 nucleotides long. RefSeq lists its product as uncharacterized. The record is from RefSeq and is a predicted model, not a curated record. Lineage: Eukaryota; Fungi; Glomeromycota; Glomeromycetes; Glomerales; Glomeraceae.